AAGAGAUUUUCGUUUCACCUGAUCAUCAGUCGAAGAAGUCUUCUUUGAGUAGUAAGGAAGUGAAUUUCUUCUCCAAAUAUUUGUUUUGAAAGUAAGAAAUGAGAAAGUGGUUGGAAAAUGGUCUGCUACUUUUUAUCUUGGCUGCGGUUGCUGGGCGAGAUGGUUCAACUCCCGAAGAGAUCUGUCCCUGCCAAGCUGAAGAUGCGUGUCAAAAUGAUCGCCACAUCUUCGGUCGUGAUGAGCUGGACAUUGAGAAAUUCGGUCUGAUUUCUCCUUGUCGCGAAGUUGGCGAAUUUCCAUGCUGCCCACGUGAGCCACCUCCAGCCAAAGAAAUCAAGCUGACACAACAGGAUCUUCAGGAUUUCUCACCGGCUGAGCUUGCUGAACUUGGUGUUAUGCCUGAAGGCACUAUUGGCUCCUCUUCUCUUCCACUUGCGGAACAAUCAGAUCAAUCCAAAUUAAUUCAGCAAAAUCAGCCACCGAUCGAUAUUACGCAACCGGGAGCAGCGUCAUUGGCUCCACAUGGAGCCACAAAUUUUGCUCCUAAAGUGCAACAUCAUCAACAGAAAGCAGUCCAUCCUGCCCAGCAGCAAAGUCCAGCUACCAUGCCGCACAAUCAACCUGUUUAUCAACAACGACCCGUCUAUCAACCACCGCCUACCUAUCAACCAUCUCCCGUCUAUCAACCACCACCUGCCUAUCAACCAUCUCCCGUCUAUCAACCCCCACCUGUCUAUCAACCGCCGCCAGUUUACCCAAUGCGUCCUUCUCCGCGUUAUCCUCCACCUCAGGUGUAUCGCCCUCCUCCCAUGUACAGACCACCUUAUCGAAAAUACUAA
Molecule: messenger RNA, 839 nt
Organism: Daphnia carinata
Lineage: Eukaryota; Metazoa; Arthropoda; Branchiopoda; Diplostraca; Daphniidae
Exons: 1
Coding region: 99-839 (246 amino acids)
Source: RefSeq, a predicted model, not a curated record